This is a messenger RNA of Emericellopsis atlantica, 2805 nucleotides long. RefSeq lists its product as uncharacterized. Gene Ontology annotation, molecular function: calcium-dependent cysteine-type endopeptidase activity. Gene Ontology annotation, cellular component: cytoplasm. The transcript is spliced from 3 exons. The record is from RefSeq and is a predicted model, not a curated record. Gene Ontology annotation, biological process: proteolysis. The coding region runs from base 1 to 2805 and encodes 934 amino acids. Lineage: Eukaryota; Fungi; Ascomycota; Sordariomycetes; Hypocreales; Bionectriaceae.
AUGCAUGGCUAUAGUUCAUCAGAAGAGUCUGAGGACCCCAAGCGUCCUCGCGCGCAGCCGGCGCAGAACAACAACAAUGACCAGAAGAAGAAGCGCAAGAAGCGUCUCCCGCCUCAGCAGUCUGUCAACCGCAUAUGGAAGAAGUUCUCAAAUCGCAAGUUCCACAAGGCACUGUCUGUGCUGCCGUUCGACCCAGUGCAACCACCUGCGUGCUCCGACCGCUCCAAUGAGUUGCUGUCCGACGGGUACGAACGUGCGGUGGAGGAGUGUAGGCGCAAGGUGGAAAAGAUUGUCAAGGAGUGCAAGCGCGUCAACCAGCGGUAUCGCGACCCUGGCUUCGACUUGGACUGGGACUUCAAGUACGAGAAGGGCAACUGCCUCAAUAGCCUUGGGUCGUCCAAGUUCGAGCUCAACUCGACCACUCUGCUGAGUUCCACAGCUUCCGUGCCCAAGGCUGUGAAGCGCGUCCACGAGAUCUACGACAAGCCCACUUUUAUGCGUGAGGUGAGCGCUGGGGAUGUGAAGCAGGGCAGUCUCGGAGAUUGCUGGCUUCUGGCGAGUCUCAGUGCCCUCGCGAAUGUGGAGGGCGGCAUCGAGCGCAUCUGCGUGGCUCACGACACAAAAAUCGGAAUCUACGGCUUCGUCUUCUACCGGGAUGGCGAGUGGAUCUAUUCGAUCAUCGAUGACAAGCUCUACCUCAUGUCGCCUUGCUGGGACUCGCCCAGCAUGCAGCGCGACUUGCUACAACAAAUCGAUCGCGAAGACAUGGAGAAACACUACCGCAAGACGUACCAAACGGGCUCCAAGGCGCUUUUCUUUGCGCAGUCCCUUGACCAAAACGAGACAUGGGUACCGCUCCUCGAGAAAGCUUUUGCCAAGGCACACGGUGACUAUGCGUCCCUUGCUGGCGGCUGGAUCGGUGAGGGUCUGGAGGAUCUGUCUGGCGGUGUCACCACUGAGCUUUUUACGUCCGACAUCCUCGAUCUUGACGAGUUCUGGGAGAACGAAAUGACGAAGGUGAACAAGGAGUUCCUAUUCGGCUGCUCGACCGGCGUCAUGGAGCACGGUUACGGCAACCGUGACGGCAUCAGCGAGGGCCACGCCUAUGUGGUCAUGGACGCCCGCACCUUGAAGUCCGGCCAGCGCCUCGUGAAGCUCCGCAACCCCUGGGGCAAGCUCCGCAAAGGCCUCUGGGAGGGCCCAUGGAGCGACGGCUCCAAGGAGUGGACCACGGAGGUGCAGGAGGAGCUCGGCCACAAGUUUGGCAGCGACUCGGUGUUCUGGAUCUCCUUUGAGGGCAUGAUCAGCAAGUACACCCUGCUUGACCGCACCCGGCUCUUCCGCGAGGACGACUGGCGCUGCUGCCAGCGCUGGAUCGGUGUCGACGUUCCCUGGAAGCCAGAAUACCAUGAGAAGUUCCAGAUCAAGCUCACUCAAGACUCGCCCCUUGUCCUGAAGCUGACGCAGCUUGACGACCGAUACUUCAAGGGUCUCCAGGGCCAAUACACCUUUCGCCUACAUUUCCGCCUGCACAACCUGGACGAGCCCGCCGGCGAGGAUUACGUCGUCCGAUCCAACAGCAACUACAUGACGCAACGGUCUGUCUCGGUGGAGCUACCCGACAUGCCUGCCGGCAGCUACGCAGUGUACGUCAAAGUUGUUGGUGAGCGCAACGCCCGCCUGUCUUCCGUGGAGCAGGUCGUCAAGCGUGAGUGCCAGGGACGCAAGGAGAACGACAAGCUCGCUCAGGUGGGGCACGCCUACGAUCUUGCGCACAGCAAGGCGUGGGACCACAUGAACAAGGUGGCCAGGGUUCGCCGUAAGCGUGAGCAGAAGAAGGCGUCCGACUGCCGAAUGAAGGAACGUCGCCGCAACUGGGAGAAGCGUCACCUUAAUAGGGAGGCCAGUCGCCAGCAGGUGGCCAAGAACAGCCAGAAGAAGAUGAAGCGACGUGAGGCUUGGGAAACUGAGCAGCAGAGGCUCGACGAGGAGGCUGAGGAGGUCGCCAGACAGGCUCGCGAGGCCAAGCUCGCGGAGGAGAAGCCGGCAGCGGUUGUUGAGACUGCUGACAAGGCCGGUGACGAGGCAGACGAUGAGAGUGAUGAUGCCGAUGCUGACGAAAAGUCGUACGACAAGCUUGGCUCCGAGUCGAGCGGCACCCCAUCGUUCACGCCCAAGUCGGACAAGUCCGUUCCCGCCUCGUCUGAGGAACGGAAGCAGGAUGUUCCCGAGGUCAGCGGCGCUCCCCCUGGUCCGGCUCCCGAGCCCGAAGUCAAGCAGCCUGCCCGACAGCGUCCAAAGUACGACUCGGGCGACGACUCGUCCGACUCGCCCGUAGAUGACUGGGACGAAGUCUACAGCAGCGACGACAUGAUCCGCAAACCCCGCCUGGCUCCUCAGCCUGCGCCCCAGCCCAAGGACGACUACGACAGCGAGGAGGAGAAGAUGCCCGAGCCUUGGAACGCGAUCUGCAUCGUCGGAAUCCUCGUCUACUCCAAAGACGCGCAGCUCGAGCUGCGCACUGUCAUUGAGGGCGGCGAACUGCUCGAGGGCGGCAUGGGCGAGCGAGGGGCAGGAGACCUCGACAAUGCGCAGGCCAACGCUGGCGGGUCGCGCACUGAGGCCGAAACUAGGGUUGGCUACAAUGCAUCCGUCGUGGACCGUGACGGCAAAGUUCUCACACCUGGCGAGGGUGCCGUUCGCGAUUACAUCAACGUCAAGUCGGUGUCCUCGUCUGGGACGAGCACGCCUACUGUUACCCGGCUUGUUGACUGGGACAGCAAAUUUGAAAGACUGAGGUUAUAG